Gorilla gorilla gorilla (western lowland gorilla) is the source of this 740-nucleotide messenger RNA. RefSeq names its product spindle and kinetochore-associated protein 2. Gene Ontology annotation, cellular component: spindle microtubule; outer kinetochore. Lineage: Eukaryota; Metazoa; Chordata; Mammalia; Primates; Hominidae. Gene Ontology annotation, molecular function: microtubule binding. The transcript has a single exon. Bases 1 to 366 code for a protein of 121 amino acids. Gene Ontology annotation, biological process: chromosome segregation; cell division; mitotic cell cycle. The record is from RefSeq and is a predicted model, not a curated record.
AUGGAGGUGGAGGUCAAUAAACUGGAACUGAUGUUCCAGAAAGCUGAGUCUGAUCUGGAUUACAUUCAAUACAGGCUGGAAUAUGAAAUCAAGACUAAUCAUCCUGAUUCAGCAAGUGAGAAAAAUCCAGUUAUACUCUUAAAGGAAUUGUCAGCGAUAAAGUCUCGAUAUCAAACUUCGUAUGCCCGCUUUAAGCCAGUUGCUGUUGAGCAGAAAGAGACUAAGAGCCGCAUUUGUGCUACUAUGACUAAAACUAUGAAUGUGAUACAAAAACUACAGAAGCAAACAGACCUGGAGCUGUCACCACUGACUAAAGAAGAGAAAACUGUGGCAGAGCAAUUCAAAUCUCACGUGCCAGAUUUAUGAAGAAAUGGACUUGGAAAGGAAAUUCUAACAGAGGAGAGCUUAAUUCCAGAGAAAUUUAGGAAUAUGUCUUGUUAACCCUUGAUGUCUAGAGAUUGGGGGCUGGUGAAGGAAGUUUGGCUUCAAUGACUGGAUAAUGAUGUCUUUCAUGAGAGAGACUAUAAGAAGAAGGGCAGAUAAUAUGUGAAUAAAGUUCAGCCAAAAGGAUCAAGUGAGAAUAAAAUGAUUUAAAUAUAUGUACACACGCAUGUACACACAUACUUAGUCUUGUAAUUUCAGGCCAGAAAAUCUCUUAACACUAUUUUGCAUCUGUUUUCUUUUUCUAAGUCAUGAUAAUGUAGAUGUUCUGGUCUAUCAUAAAAGAAUGUUUAUGUACA